Messenger RNA from Nezara viridula (southern green stink bug), 1018 nucleotides. NCBI's taxonomy places the organism in Eukaryota, Metazoa, Arthropoda, Insecta, Hemiptera, Pentatomidae. The record is from the annotation of a GenBank genome assembly.
AAGAAGGAGGUGGAACCAAGGAAGGUAUUGAAAAAAAUAUAGAACAAAUCUAUUUACUUAUCUAUUUCACGUUUUUUCAAAGGAAAACACGCGUUUCGAAUAAUAGCCGCUUAAAAAACCCACAAAAAAAAAAACAAUUAAAUAUACAUAUGUAAUGACAAUGCACGUAGUAAUAACUCCCAUUUCUAUUAGUUUCCAACCCCAUAAAAUACAAAACAACCAAAUAAUAUUUGAUUUAAUAUGGCAGCAUCUAAACUGUAAUUCUGGUAGUUUCAAGACCUAGCGAUGUUACAUUGGUUGAUGCAAUGCGUUGUCUGGAAUCAUAGAAGAACUGUUGUUGAGGAAGAGAGAGGUUUUACUCCAAUGAAUUCCAGAGCACUGUGACUGCAACGUGAUAACAAGGCGGACGUUUUAGCGAAGGAUAGGGUAACGUAGUUAUAUACAGAGAAUAGGAUAAGAUAGUGUUGAGCACGUAAAGAAAUAUAGUUAUGCCAACAAGAGAAACUGCAAGAUGAUUAGACGGAGCUACUUUCGGUAAACAAUGGGCCGUGUUAAUGGAAAACGGGUACAUUCCAAUCGAUAUUCCGAAAUUCUGCAACCACGAAGGACGCAGUUGCAGAAUUUAGGAUUAUCACCGGACAUGAUUACUUAUUAAAAAAAACAUUAAAUAGGUGUAGUAGGAUUCACUAACCGUAGUUUCUUCAGCAACGAGUUCUCUAUGGAUGUAGGAAUCUUAAAUCAUUGUCUCCUUUGUCGUAUAUACGAACACCCAAUUCAUCAAAUUCCGACAUUAACUGAGCUGUUUGAAAACUCAUGGAGGAAACUAAGAGGCCUAAGCCUGUUGAGAAUAAAACCAGGCGAUGCAGCCUCGCUAGAAAAAAACAUUACCUAUGCCAUAACAGACAUGGGACUGACAACAGGGUUUUGUCAGACAAAUCCUCGGAAUUCCAUCUCAGACCGAAUUUACGACUGUCCUGUUGUCCCCGAGAAAGGAAAAGAAUUAAAUAAAGAAACAUAA